UAUAAAGUAGGUCGUAGCCCCUAAAAACUGCAAGUUACUUGCAUUACACUCAAUUCCAUUAGCAAUUAGAAAAAAUAAUUGAACUCAAUUAUUUUCGAAAAUGUUGAAAAUUCACGAUCUUUAUGGCCAAACAUUUGCCCACGAGUUUCAGUUUUCGAAUCCGGACUCCAUUAAGAAUGCCGUUAAACGCUACAACAUGCAGCGGGCAGCGGAGCGAGAGGAGUGCAGAAAGGACAAGGAGCCGCACAAGUUGAGCAAAAUGCGUUUCUGUAAGAUGCGCAGCAGUGGAAACGAUGUGCUCGGCAUGGUUACGUCCCGGGAUCUCGAUGUGGAGACCCAAAUGUCGCUGCAACUCAAAAGUUGCAGCAGCAGCUCUAGCUGCGGUGCUAACAACUUGGCUUGUGAUCCGCCAUACUUGCAACGUUUAACGGGCGGUGCAGAGAAGUCACCACGUUGCAGGGCAAACACCAAGAAGCUCCGCAAUUCGCCGCGCAAGCCGAAACAAAGUCGCAAGUCGCCCACGUUCGAUGACGCGUAUGGAGCGCAUAUUGCAGGACUGCAUCGCGAACUCUGCGCGGAGCUGGAGGCGAUUGCGCCUUCCACAAUGAAGCUGAACGAAAAGAGGAGCAAAGCAAAACAACGAGGCAAUAGAAAACAGCAAGCACAACAGCAGACACCCCAAAAGCAACGACCCCAACAGCAACAGAAACAGCCACAACAGUAUCAGCAAAAAGCGAAGCUGCAUCCUAAGCUGCUACCAAAAGUGGAACAGUUCGAUGAGAACGCGCAGCAUGAGCAGAUUAUGGCACGCCUUAAGCAAGUGCUGAGCAUCAAUGACCACCCGCCACCGCCACCGCCACCGCCACAGCAUGUGCAACAAGUUUGCUACGCAAACUACACCGCACCCAUGUCCCAAUGGAUGGACAUUAUACCCGACGGCCCACAGUUGGAUGCAAUGAAUGAGCACUUUUGUCGCGCAUUGGACACGACGCCAUCGCUGGCGUGUCUCUUUAUGCAGGAGCAUGGCAUUGGGAUGACGGAGCCACCACCGCCACCGCCACAGAUGCCGCCACAGAUGCCGCCCUAUGCGGAGGACAGUGAUCUGGAGCAAGAGUACGCCGAUCGUCCGGGAUAUAUGCGAUACAUCGAACGCUUGCCAUAUGCGAGCAAUGUUAGUGCUGCGCCUAGUUUGCACAAGUUGCCGUGCUUUGUGGAACUCGAACCACAUCCGCAUUGGAUACGCUUGCAGCGCAGUCUGAAACCGAUGCGUUAUACUUCGCAGAGAUCAGACACAGAUACGCUGACGUUGUGCGAAGUGCCGGAGGAGCAACCUCCGCAACCGCAACCCAAAGUAGUUCCCAAAACUGAACGAAAGAGUGUGGCAUCAAAGCGUCGCCCAUUGGUGAAGCGCAAGCCAGCAACGGAGCAGCAGACGACAGUGCGACGUCAGCCUGGUGGUCGUGAAAAACCGACAACAGCAGCGAUUAGUCUCCUACCGAGCACAGCAGCCUUGUCACAGCAAAUCCCACCGCAACAGCAUCAGCAGCUGCAGCCGAAGCGACGCAAGCAACGCAAUGUGAUCUGCACUCGGUCGCUGGAGAAUCUCAAGUACCAGAAGAUGGCCAUCUACAAUCGCAUCUCGUUGAUGCAGGAACGCAUCAUCACGGCGCUCGAUCGGUUGCAGGGGAAACUGCUUCAGUUGCAGAUGCCGACGUGCAGCAACCAGGAGAAACAGCGACGCGAACGCAAUGCAUUCGAGUUCUGUGUGCGCUUCUCUCGCAACUUUCUGUAUCCGUUGCGCGGCCUGAUCGAGGAUGUGCGUUGCACUCCGGUCGGGAGUUUCCACAGUGCCAACUCGAAUGAGGCCAGCCAGCGUGUGGUGUGUGUCUAUGCGCUGAUGCACAACUCGAUACGCAGCUAUAGGCGCAAGUUGCGGUACUUUCUGCUCGACAAGGUGCCGCAAAAGUUGAGCGCCCUCAUCGAGAUGAUGUACACGCUGACGAACGUCUGUUUGGAUAAGGGUGUGCUCGAUCGUCAGGAUCCGGUGGUGGAGUGCUUGCAACAGCGUUGCACCAGCUUCAUUACCUUCAUCGAGGACAUGCAGCAGGAGCGUUUUCAGCUGGCACGCGAAACCUAUCGCCGCAUGCAAAAGCAUCAGCGUGCUGGAGUUCGGUCAGCAGGUGGACGUGGAAGUGGCAUGCACGAACGCUACGAUCUCAAGAUGUUCCUCAACGACCUCAAGUUGUAUGAGCCCCGUCUGGUGCCCAAGGAGAAGAGCCCGGAGAAACGACGUCCGCGCGGUUGGUUGCGGAGACAUUGCAAGCACAUGGCGCAUGCCAAUGGCCAAGUUCAAUCGAAUGCUCAGUCGGGGAAUGAGGCGAACUCCCCUCAUGAACAGCAGCAGCAAUCGGUGAAACGUGAUGGUGUUGUCGAGGUGCCAACGCAUAUUGAGUGCGUCCAUUGCGGUGAUUGUCGUGAUGCCAGUAGUGAUUGCUAUGAGCCCAGCGAGGAGCAAAAGCUGCAGUUGUCCAACAUUCUGGCGCUGUUGCAACAGCCGCACUACGAGAAGCACGAACUGCAUCAGAAGCUGCUGCAGGCCAUGGAGCAUGUGACCAAGUCGCAGGUGCGCGAAGUUCUCGAUCCACUUGUACGCUCCCUGGGCGCCAUCCUUGACAAGAAGUAUCACUAGUGAGGCACGCUUCACCACCAACGGCUAUUCCAUUUCCCAUUCCCAUUCCCAAUCGUUGAUACAAUCCUCAAAUAUUUGGCCAACUUUGUUUUCGACCCACCAAAUUGUUUAGUGAAACUAUUGAAUAUAUAACAACUAUGUUUGUUUUGAUUCGCGGUUUAAGCAACAA
Molecule: messenger RNA, 2858 nt
Organism: Drosophila albomicans
Lineage: Eukaryota; Metazoa; Arthropoda; Insecta; Diptera; Drosophilidae
Exons: 3
Coding region: 101-2689 (862 amino acids)
Source: RefSeq, a predicted model, not a curated record